This is a messenger RNA of Oncorhynchus gorbuscha (pink salmon), 2447 nucleotides long. RefSeq lists its product as uncharacterized. The record is from RefSeq and is a predicted model, not a curated record. Lineage: Eukaryota; Metazoa; Chordata; Actinopteri; Salmoniformes; Salmonidae. The transcript has 12 exons. Bases 167 to 1519 code for a protein of 450 amino acids. Gene Ontology annotation, molecular function: GTP binding; GTPase activity.
UACGUGGCUCCGACGUUCCUCUACAACGGACCGGGGUGAUUUAAAUUUAGACUGAGUAAGAAGAGGGGCAAUUUAGACCAGUCUGAAAUUGAAUGAGUAGCUAGCUAAUACUUUUUAUAGUUUAAAACAUUUAUUUUCCGUCAUACGUUUGGAUUAACGUUUUGCAAUGUCUGGGAAAAUCAAGAGCCGAAUCGCGGCAAAUGCCGACUUGUUAUCUGGUAGUGUGUCUUGCGAUGAGCGGAUUUUACGAGACUGUCAUCAGUUGUACAUCGAUGCCGACAGUGGGCUGGUAGCAGUGGCCCAGUCAGUUGGCGUGACUCUGCUGGCACCCAGGAAAAAGAUCACGGUCAUGUUGAUGGGCAACCACUCUGCCGGCAAGAGCUCCUUCAUCAACUGGUAUGUGGAGGAGCACAUCCAGCGCACAGGAGUGGCCAUUGAGACGCAAGGCUUCAGCUUUGUUACUAGUGGCCGCAAGAGAGAGUCUCUCACAGGAAAUGCCACGCUGCACCUUUACCCACACUUCAAACCGCUACACGAGAUCAAGGGUGUGUCUGAGUACCUGGGCACUGAGAUCUGCACAUCGCGGCAGAAACGCUUCAGCCUAGUGACGUUUGUGGACUCUCCUGGCCUGGUGGACGGGGACAUGAAGUACCCCUUUGAUGUGGACCAGGCCAUCAUGUGGCUGGGCGAGCUGUGUGAUCUCAUCAUGGUGUUCUUUGACCCCAUGGGCCAGGCGCUGUGCAAGCGCACCCUCAACAUCGUGGAGAAGCUCAACGAGAAGCACGGUGACCGCCUGCGCUUGUACCUCAGCAAGGCCGACGAGGCCGGGGGAGAGUCGGACAGACAGAGGGUGAUGAUGCAGAUAGUCCAGGAGCUGUGCAAGCGGCCGGGACUCAACAAGUGUGGCUUUGACAUGCCUACCAUCUAUGUUCCCAACCCCAACAAGCCCAGUCGCUGUGUGAACCAGAUUGAGGAGGCAUGUCUCACCAUCGAGAAGACCAUCAACCAGACAGUCCAGAACACACUCAACUCACUAGAGAAGGACUGUGAGCUUAUCACUGAGGCCAUUGCAGAUACACUCAGCCAAGACAGGCAGACCAGUGUAGAUAACCGGCGGGCGCGCUGUAAGGGCUGUUUGUUGGCUCUUCUGGGCUUCAGUGUCCCCUUCAUGCUGAUGGCAGCCCUGGUGCUGGGCAGCUUCUCCAAAGAGCUGCUAGAGAUGGCCCUGGGGGAUGACGGCAUUGAGGCCCUCUCUCUCUACCUGGCUCCUGUAGUGAGAGUGUUUGUCUCCAUGUCCGUGGAGUACCAGCUCUACAGUUGUGGCGGACUCAUCUUCCUCUCCUUCCUACUCCUCAUCCUUGCCCGCUUCUCCUUCAGGACUCAGCCCACUCUCUCUGGCCGACAGAAGAGGCAGCUACAGGAAAAGAUGGAUUAUGUGCAGGAGGUGGUGAAGACAAAGAAGAAGAAGCUCUAUGAGGAAUACCUUCGCCAGAGUGUGGGUGAUCAAGAUAUGGACUGAAAGAAAAUGGAAGAAACCACUGACGUACCACUUAACAUUCCUACUGUAGAGGACCAAAUGUAAUGUAGGGUUUAAACUGUUCAGGCUUUACCUUCCUGGCCAUGCCUUAUGGUGCAUUCAUGACCAUUCUGAAACUCAAGAGUUAAAAUGAACAUAAGUUAUUUGUGUAGAGCAGGGCUGUUCAAUGUCAGUCAUGGAGGGCCAAAACACUUCUGGUUUUCAUCCUUCUAAUCAGAGACUGAUUCAGACCUGGGACACCAGGUGAGUGCAAUUAACUACCAGGUAGAAACAAAAAAAGGGUUUCGGCCCUCCAGGACUGUAAUUGAACGGCCCUGGCGUACAGCUUCCUAUUGGUUGAUUCUGAUUCUUUCCAAGUGGGAAAACUCUGGCCUCCUCUUUCUACAACGAAUGUCCAAGUAGAGAAUGUCUGAAUUUCCGAGUUGUCUUGAACGCACCAUUUACGUGUCCCUCCGGAGUACGCAGGGCGACAUGGGAAAUGUAAUCCUUGUCCAAGUGUUGUCAGUCCAAUAUCUGUUCAUUCAUGUAGUUGCAAACCAUAGAUCGCCUCAAUUUCUAAUAUGAGCAUUCAGAACCUAACUCUGGCACGCACUGUAAUAUUCAUUUCCCAAUAUUUUUCACUACCAUGUUACCUGAGAGGUAGAUUUGAAAAACAACAAACAUCAUGGGACCUGUAUUUUUGUAUGAGAUUAGAUACGGUUUACAAACUACAUUAUGAAUUGAACAAAGCAUUUAUAUACGUUUUUACAAUGUUUGGUAUCCACAGUUGUGCCUGUUUGCUACUCCAGGCUUCAACAUCUGACUCAGACAAACACCUAUGCUGCAAUAAACCAAUAAUAACAUGAGGAUCAUGGGACCUGUAUUUUUGUACAAGGUGAACUCUCAGCAUUAAAUUACUUAUGCGAUACUA